CAAUCGAUCAAGAGCUCCUCUUGAAGCUCACUCACUCUGCUCUGUGCUUGUGGUCAGGCUACUAUUAUUAGCUGAAAAUGGCAGGCAAGGCCUCGAUCGCGCUGUUCCUCGCCGUCAACAUGGUCGUGUUCGCCAUGGCCAGCGCCUGCGGCGGCCACUGCCCUCCUUCGACGCCGUCCACCCCUUCGACACCGACCCCAACCCCGGCCUCGUUCGGCAAGUGCCCCCGCGACGCGCUGAAGCUAGGCGUGUGCGCCAACGUGCUGGGCCUGAUCAAGGCCAAGGUCGGCGUGCCUCCCACGGAGCCCUGCUGCCCGCUGCUGGAGGGGCUUGUCGACCUCGAGGCCGCCGUGUGCCUCUGCACCGCCAUCAAGGGCAACAUCCUCGGCAUCAACCUGAACCUGCCCAUCGACCUCAGCCUCAUCCUCAACCACUGCGGCAAGACCGUGCCCACCGGGUUCAAGUGCCUCUACGCCACCGCAAACCAUCACAGGCGGUUAGCAAUCGAGUCAUUAAGUCCCAGGCUUAAUCACUCUGUUUCGAGCUUGUGGUCGAGUAACUGUUGCUGCGUAGCAAUGGCAGGCAAGGCCUCGGUCGCGCUGUUCCUGGCCGUCAACCUGGUCGUGUUCGCCGUGGCCAGUGCCACCCGCGCCAACUGCCCCCCGCCGCCGUCGACCCCGUCGACCCCGUCGACACCGACCCCGACGCCGGCCUCGUUCGGCAAGUGCCCCCGCGACGCGCUGAAGCUGGGCGUGUGCGCCAACGUGCUGGGCCUUAUCAAGGCCAAGGUCGGCGUGCCGCCCACGGAGCCCUGCUGCCCGCUGCUUGAAGGGCUCGUCGACCUUGAGGCCGCCUUGUGCCUCUGCACCGCCAUCAAGGGCAACAUCCUCGGCAUCAACCUGAACCUGCCCAUCGACCUCAGCCUCAUCCUCAACCACUGCGGCAAGACCGUGCCCACUGGAUUCAAGUGCCUCAGCAAAAUGGCAGGAAAGGCCUCCGUCGCUCUGUUCCUCGCCGUCAUCCUGGUCGUGUUCGCCAUGGCCAGCGCCUGCGGUGGCAACUGCCCCUCGCCGACCCCGUCCACCCCAUCCACGCCGACGCCGACGCCGGCCUCGUUCGGCAAGUGCCCUCGCGACGCGCUGAAGCUGGGCGUGUGCGCCAACGUGUUGAACCUGAUCAAGGCCAAGGUGGGCGUGCCGCCCGCGGAGCCCUGCUGCCCGCUGCUGGAGGGGCUCGUCGACCUCGAGGCCGCCGUGUGCCUGUGCACCGCCAUCAAGGGCAACAUCCUCGGCAUCAACCUCAACCUGCCCAUCGACCUCAGCCUCAUCCUCAACUACUGCGGCAAGACCGUGCCCACCGGGUUCAAGUGCCUCUAAGCUGCUAGACGCUACAUGCAUCCAUCGUGGUUUGGUUUGCUAUGUGCUGUAAGUGCUAGCUAUCGGAAGCUUGCAUGCAUUGUGCAGAGGCGAAGGACGUGCGCACGAAUGUAAUGUAACCGCGUUCGAUUUGCUUCUGUUGUUCCGUUGUUUUAUUUAUUCUGGCAUGUCCCUCUGAGCUAUGUGGAUUAUUGUUCAUUUACAUUUGCAACUGGAUUGUAUGAAUAAAAUUUGUUUCCCAUAUUUUGUGUC
Messenger RNA from Panicum hallii, 1628 nucleotides. RefSeq lists its product as uncharacterized. Bases 78 to 1376 code for a protein of 432 amino acids. The record is from RefSeq and is a predicted model, not a curated record. NCBI's taxonomy places the organism in Eukaryota, Viridiplantae, Streptophyta, Magnoliopsida, Poales, Poaceae. The transcript is spliced from 3 exons.